UGGUAGGCGCAAGGCCUGAUUUGGAAGGUGUGGGGCGAGGUAGGUAGGGGCAGGGUCUGGCUAGGAGGAGCAGUGUGAGGGAGGUAGGGGUUGGGGCAUGGCUGGGAGGGGCGGGAUGGAGGCCUCGGGGGUAGAGGGAGGCGGGGCGAAGCAGGGAAGAACUGGGAGGGACCGAGUAGUGGAAGGGCGGAUCCUGUCCUGGAAUGGGCGUGGCUUGUCGCGUGACCCCGCCCCCCACAGACUACCACCGCUGCCUCAAGAUCAGGACCCGCCGUGGGAAGAGCACGCAGCCCUGCGAGUACUAUUACCGCGUGUACCACUCGCUGUGCCCCACCAGCUGGGUGGAGAGCUGGAAUGAGCAGAUCAAGAACGGGACUUUCGCCGGCAAAAUCUGACUGCCCCGGCGCGACCUCCUCUGAAGAUGCAGUGACCCUGCAUCUUUUUGUCUCGCGGAGGCCCGGCCUCGGUUAUCCACCCCUACCUCCCAGUGUCUAAGCCACGAAUAAUGUUAUGCUGUU
Molecule: messenger RNA, 518 nt
Organism: Mandrillus leucophaeus (drill)
Lineage: Eukaryota; Metazoa; Chordata; Mammalia; Primates; Cercopithecidae
Product: cytochrome c oxidase subunit 6B2
Exons: 2
Coding region: 204-395 (63 amino acids)
Cellular component (GO): mitochondrion; respiratory chain complex IV; mitochondrial crista
Source: RefSeq, a predicted model, not a curated record